AUGUCCCGGAGGACGCUGGGUGGAGGUCGUGUUCUAGGCACCCCGACUGCACUUUCAUCGGCCCCGUCCCCGUCCCCGCAGCCGAAGCCAAGACUGCUUUCGCCAACCGCCAGCAGCGUAUCUCUCAGUUCUCAAACAUCAAUCUCGCAAUUCUCAACGGAAACGCAAGACCUCACUUCACGUAUCUCGGUCGAGAAUGGUGACACUUCUAUAUCUGCGGCGCCGGCCGCUCCCGGGGCUCAACUCUCAUGCCCGAUCUGCAGUGAGCAGAUGGUCACGCUUCUCCAACUGAAUAGACACCUCGACGACCUACACCAGAACCUAGAAGAUGAUCGACAAGAUGAAGUAAAGGAUUGGUUCAAGGUGCAGAUGGAGAAAGCGAGAAGGUUCCAGCCUCUAGCUGUGUUGAAUCAAAAACUCAAGGGCUUGGAUGUAUUUGAGUCGAAUGAAAACCAAACAGCCCCAGUCGUCAGCCGCCCACUUGCAGCGACCACCCACGCAGGAUCGUCCGAGAAUACACCCAAAAUACUUGACCCAGAAGACCUUAUUACGAGAGAGCACUGGCAAGCUGGUUGUCUUUAUGACACCUGUCUCGAGCCCUCGUGUGGUAAGCGCCUCAAUGGAACCAACGGCUGUGUCAACUGUCGAAAAUGCGGCAAGCUAUUUUGCGAGGAGCAUACUAUGUAUCAAAUGAAGCUUUCACGAUCGGCUCAUCCUGAACCUGUAAGAGGUAUUUGGGCCCGGGUAUGCGAAACUUGUUAUAAGUCAAGGGAGGGCUAUAAUGACCAUAAUGGAGCAAUAAGGGAUCAUACACAGGAUUUCAAAAGCUUCAGAAAACAGACAGUGGACAAAGAUUUCCUGGAAGUCUCCCGACUCGAGAAACGUUUAACUCGACUUACGCAAUUACUCGCCGGCCUGCCACCAGAUCAGAUACAAUCCAGUACGACAAAGUUAUUCUCAAUUCCAUGGCAGAGUGAUCAGCGGAAAGCUCUUGAGCAGACUGUUGUCAGCUGGCAAGACGAUGCCAGCGUUACCAGAUGCCCUUUUUGCCAGCAGGAUUUCUCGGGUUACUCCUUUCGGAGACACCAUUGCAGAACUUGCGGGCAGGUGGUGUGCGGUGAUUCCAGUACAGGUUGUUCCAGCGAGAUUGCGCUAAGCAUCGCACCUUUGUCCAAAACUACAGAGAAAGCCACCCGGAACAAUAUGAUCAAUGUGGAUAUCCGGCUGUGCAAAGAUUGCAAGACAACGCUGUUUGACCGUCGUGACUUUCAAGCCGACAUUUCGCGGAAACCCCCGGAGGUUAGGGCGUAUGAGAAUCUGGUGCAGUUUGAAAGAGGCAUCCGUCUUCAUCUUCCCAGGUUCCAAAAGCUCCUCACUGCAUUGCAAGACCCGAGAAGACCACCAGCGUCAUCACAGAUUGCAGAUGCGUCCAAAGUCCGCAAACGACUUAUCGACUCGUUCUCCAAGUACGAUGUUGCAGCUCGACGUAUCCGCGAUCUACCCACAGAUUCUCCCACACAACAACGCUUACAGAAAGCGAUAUAUCAGCAAGCCAGCGCAUUCCUUCAUCUUCAUAUGUUACCAUUAAAGUCCCUUCCCAAAGUUCUCAAACACGCAUCUCCAUCGAGAGAUCUUAUACCCAGUCGCACCUCCUCCCCAAGCACCCUAGUCAACGGAUCGCCAGCCCCUACCAAACCACAGGAUUCUGCGCUUGCAUCCAUUGCAUACAACAACCGUCUCGCGCCGAACGGCAGCACCGCCAGUCUCGCCAGCGACACAAGCAGCGCCGUGUCCGCCCUGGAAGCAGAAGAGAAGUCCCUAAGAGAGCGGCUUAUCGUCCUUGAAGAACAAAAGUUCUUUGUAUCCGAAAUGAUCGCAGACGCUAACCGUCGACGAAAAUUCGACGAAGUGAGCAGUCUUGCCGUGAACGUGGAGGAUUUGAGCCACGAGAUUGACCGAAUCAACGGUAUGCUCGCAGGCCUGGAUUUUGAAGGUGCCUACACUGGUGGCAAUAACCUUCAAGUCAGCGGGUGA
This is a messenger RNA of Penicillium verhagenii, 2034 nucleotides long. RefSeq lists its product as uncharacterized. The record is from RefSeq and is a predicted model, not a curated record. NCBI's taxonomy places the organism in Eukaryota, Fungi, Ascomycota, Eurotiomycetes, Eurotiales, Aspergillaceae. Gene Ontology annotation, molecular function: DNA binding; metal ion binding. Bases 1 to 2034 code for a protein of 677 amino acids. The transcript is spliced from 6 exons. Gene Ontology annotation, biological process: DNA repair.